Messenger RNA from Paramecium primaurelia, 1869 nucleotides. Lineage: Eukaryota; Ciliophora; Oligohymenophorea; Peniculida; Parameciidae. The record is from the annotation of a GenBank genome assembly.
AUGAACCAAUAGUCUAUAAAAUAUCUGAUCACUCAAAUUAGAAAGGUGAACAAUUAGGAAGACAAAACAAUUGGAGAAGUAUUAAAUGAUAUUAAAAUUAAUAAAAGUUUUUAUAAUUAGUUCGAUAAAUGUAUGAUGUAAAAUAGAAAGGGGAUUGUAUGAAUUUAAUAUCUAGUGGUUUUACAAGUGUACUUUUAGAAAUAAUUUUCAAAGUAUUUUCAUUAUUUUUGAAAUAUAGUUGAAUGUUAUAGAUGAAAAUGAUAGAAUGGAAGCAUUUUUAUUUUAUAGGGAUCUAUUACAAUAUGAAUUUUAAAAUGCAGAUCGAUAAUUAAGAAAAUCAGAUGAUUAAUUGGAAUCAUAUAGACUAAUCAAAUUAUUACCUAAAUAACUAUAUGAAGUAUUCUAAAUGUUCAUUAAAUAUAGCUUUUUUUGGAUGAUGGAGAUGAAACAGCCAUUUUUAGUAAUUUUUCUAGAGAAUGGAAUACACCUAAUUUGGUAUGGACUUAAACAAUGAUGAAAGAAAUGUUGCUUAUUUAUAUUGAGUAUACAAAUGGUAUAUUUUAGAUAUAAUAAUCAAAUUUUGAAAAAACCUUCUAACGAUUAUGCAUAGAUUUUCCCUAUAAAUUCACCAUUGUAUAUUUAUAUGAUUAAUUAAUAGAUUUCCUGAAUAAAGAAAUGAAACCUUUGUUGAAAAUAUGAUGCUUAAAGAAUAUAAUUUAUAACCAAAUUGGUAAACUGAUGAAGGACUUAUUGUAUUUAUGAAUGAAUUAAUUGAAUCAAUCAAUUAGUCACUUCGACUAUAUUUGGAAGGAAAUUUCAUUAAUUCUGAAUCAUCUAUAAAGUAAUUUGAGAGAUUAUCUUGUAAAUUAUUAACUCAACUUACUUCAUUUGAAUUAGCAUUAGAAUAGUUUUUUUUCAAUUCAUCACAUCCUGAAUUCGAAAAUGAAAUGAAAUUAUUAGAAGAUUAUGAUUAAUCUUAAAUCAAUAAAUUAUUAUAAGAAUAAAGAGAUACUAUUCCUAUAAUGAUUGUAAAGAGUGUUUAGAAAUGGUUAGAAUUAAUAAAUGUAGAUCAUAUUGUUAUUAACCCUUUAAUUAAAUCUUGCUUAAUUUAAAUUCAUUAUAUUUUAUCAUAAUCAGAAGUAGCUUUAGUUAUUCUAGAUGAAAUUGAUAUUCUACAUAAAUCUUUGAAUAUUUGUCUUAAAAUUAUUAAUAGUCAAUAACAUAAAUGUAAUAUUAUAAUUAUAUUAAUAAGAUGAUAAAUUGUUAACAUUAGUGACAAUAUGUGAUAUGAUCACUUUCAAAUUUUUGAUUUCAAAAUUAGACUCAAAGCAUUUCAAUUAAAUAAUUUCAAUCUAUUAAACAGUUAUUAAAGAUGAUUAAAUGAUAAUUAAUGCUUUUAAAAAUUUGAUUGCAUUAAUGUAUACAGAUUCUUCUGUUGCUGGUGAUUUUAAUAAAUAUCUACUUUAAUAGAGUGUACCAAUCUAAUCAAGUGAUUUAAAGAUAUUAUAAAAUAAAGAAUUUAAUAAAUUAAAUUUAUGGAGAAAAUAAUUUGAUGAAAAUUACAAAAUUCCUAUUUAUGAAUAAUUAUCUAAAUCUACUAAAGAAUAUCCUGUAUUUCCUAUAAUUUCAGAAUGUGCACUUUAAUAAUUACCACAUAAAUCUGAAAUUCUAGAGAAUAGAUUGAAAAUGAUAGAAAAAUAUUAUGAUGAAUAUAUUUUCAAUUUGUAAUAAGGAAAAAUAAUUGAAAUAAAUAUGAAUUUAAAUUCGCAAUAUGAACCUUAAACAGAGUAAAUUUCCCUUAGACAAUCCUCAAUUGUAAAGGAAUAAUCAGAUGAUAUAUUGAUAGGUGAAGAUGAAAUAUUUUCAUGA